Messenger RNA from Phalaenopsis equestris, 1548 nucleotides. Its product is annotated as ABC transporter B family member 4-like. Gene Ontology annotation, biological process: transmembrane transport. Gene Ontology annotation, molecular function: ATP hydrolysis activity; ABC-type transporter activity; ATP binding. The record is from RefSeq and is a predicted model, not a curated record. Bases 172 to 1314 code for a protein of 380 amino acids. The transcript is spliced from 2 exons. Gene Ontology annotation, cellular component: membrane. Lineage: Eukaryota; Viridiplantae; Streptophyta; Magnoliopsida; Asparagales; Orchidaceae.
GGAUGAUGCAACAACUGAAGAGAUUAGACUUGCCGUUGAACUAGCUAAUGCUUCAAAAUUCAUUGGCAUGAUGCCCGAGGUUGAUCUUCACCUUCCAAUACUAUUAUGUUGUUGUUUUAAAUACACGAACGUCUAAAUUCUUGAACUGGUGAUCUACAGGGACUGGAUACCAUGGUCGGAGAGCAUGGAAUUCAACUAUCUGGGGGCCAGAAACAAAGAAUUGCGAUUGCUCGAGCUAUUCUAAAGAAGCCAAAAAUAUUAUUGCUUGAUGAAGCAACUAGUGCUCUUGAUGCAAAAUCUGAAAGAAUUGUACAGGAAGCAUUGGAUAAAGUCAUGAAGAACCGUACGACUGUUGUAGUUGCUCAUCGUUUGAGCACAGUGAGAAAUGCGGAAUCUAUUGCUGUUAUGUGUCGCGGUUCCAUUGUUGAAAAAGGUUCGCAUGAGGAGCUUGUAAAGGAUCCAAAUGGCGCAUAUAGCCAGCUUAUUCGUAUGCAGCAAAUGAGAGAAAACUCCAAUCUAUUAACUCAACCUGCUAAUGGCAAAGCAAAGUCUUACUCUGCUGAUGGAUCCAGCCGUUCUCGUCAUCACUCCAUUAGCGGACAAUUUUCUUCAGGGCACAGCAGUCAAUCCUACUCAUUCUCCAGGGGACUGGGACUCUCUAUUGAAAGUGCAUCAGGGCACCAAAACGAACAGCAGAAUCCAGAAAAACGAAAGGAAGUUCCUCUCAGUCGCCUUGCCAGCUUAAACAAGCCAGAGAUCCCACUAUUGCUGCUUGGUUCGUUAUUUGCAAUAGUUAGUGGGCUUGUCUUUCCAAUUUUUGGAUUAUUACUAUCCAGUGUUAUAAAAAGUUUGUAUCAACCUCCAAAUAAGCUCAUGAAGGAGACUGAAUUUUGGUCCCUAAUAUUCCUAUUAUUCGGAAUCAUUUCUAUGGUGGCAAUUGCAGCAAGUUCAUACUUCUUUGGAGUUGCUGGAUCCAGAUUGAUAAGAAGGAUUAGAUUGAUGACAUUUGAAAAGAUUGUUAACAUGGAGAUAGCAUGGUUUGAUGAUCCUGAGAACUCCACCGGAGCAAUUGGUGCAAGAUUGUCAUCAGAUGCAGCUACGGUUAGAAGUCUGGUUGGAGAUGCCCUCUCACUGAUUGUUAAGAAUAUCACCACCAUAAUUGCUGGUUUGGCAAUUGCUUUUAAUGCCAAUUGGCAACUCUCUCUUAUCUUUUUGGCAAUGAUACCCCUCCUUGGUCUCACUGGAUUUAUCCAAAUGAAGUCCAUGAAGGGAUUUAAAAAUGAAGCAAAGGUGUGUCUCUAUAGAUUAGCAUAAAUUAUUUAUUUACAUGUAUGCAACAUAUUCGUACUGCAAACUUAACAAUGAGUUUAUGUGUGUGCUCGUGUAUAUUUUGUAUAUCUUAAAAUUGCUGCAUAUCAAGUAUGAGGGAGCAAGCCAAGUUUCUAAUGAAGCGGUGGGAAACAUAAGGACAGUUGCUUCAUACUCAGCUGAAGGGAAGGUCAUGGAACUGUACAAGAAAAAGUGUGAAGGGCCUAUGAGAACAGGGAU